AUGGCCACGCAGCCGAAGCGCGCGCGCGUCGCCGCCUACGUCGAGCUCGUCGGCGGCGCGGACCACUGCGAGACCUGCCUCCUCGUCGUCGUCGCGCGCCUGUCGUCCGACGUCGAGCGGACGCGCGAGGCCUGCUACGCGUUCCGCUGCGGCGAGGGGAGCGGCCGCCUGCUGGGCGCCUGCGGCGUGUCGACCGCGGGCCUGCGCGCGGUCUGCUGCCUCGACGCGGCCGACGCGUUGGGCGCUCCGGAACUGGCGUUGAACCACCGGUCGGCCGGCGGCGCGGCGCUCGCGGUGGUCUGCGGGUGCGACGACGCGCGGCGCGUCGCCGCGGCGGCGGUGGCGGCGACGAGCCCGGGCUGCGGCGCGGACAUCGUCGGGGUCUACGCGGACGACCACGUAACGAUCGCCGCGGAGCCCGACGGCCGCGGCGCGGCGCGGUUCCGCGUCGUCGUCCGCGGCGGCGGCGGCGACGGCGACGCCGUGGUGCUCGUCUGCCCCGGCGCCUACGACGGCGCCGCGGCCCGGGUCGCGCUCCACCGGGGCGGCGCGGGAGCGCCGGGAGAAGCGCCGGGCGCCGCGGCCGUCGUCGACUACGGCCGCGACGGGUCGAAGCGGGGCCUGCGGCGCGCGAACGAGCACGCGGCGCGGCGCGCGGCCUUUUUUCCCGCGGGCGCCGUCGCCGCCGCGCUCGACGCCGAGGCGACGGCCGAGGGCGUCCUCCGGGUCUACGCGCAGCCCGCCGUCGUGGUCGAGCGCGGCGCGGGCGACUACGACGCCGAGUCGCCGGCCCGGCUCUUCGCGCGCUGCCGCGCCGAGGCCGCGGCGGCGGCGGCGGUGGACGAUGCAGCGGACGACGACGCGCCGCCGGAACGAGCGCGGGGAUCUUCGAGUAUCCCCUCGGAAGCGGCGUCGGAGCCGGGCGACGGACCCGCGACGAAGCUGCUGUUCCUCGGCACGGGGUCGUCGAAGCCGUCGAGCAAGCGCGGCGAGUCGGCGAUCCUCGUCGAGUUCCGCGGGCUCCGCGCGCUCUUCGACUGCGGCGCCGGCACGCUCCGCCAGCUGCGGCGGCUCCUCGGCGCGUCCGGCGCCGCGGCCGCGCUCGGCGGCCUCGACGCGAUCUGGAUCUCGCACGCGCACCUCGACCACUGCGGCGGCCUGCCCGCCGUCGUCGCCGCGGCGCUGGAGGCGCGGCGACGGCGGAGCGACGCCGCGAACGCCGCGGCCGCCGCCGCGCUCCGCGGCGGCGGCGCGGCGGCGGCCGCGCCCGCGUUCCCGGCCGCGAAGCUCCUCGUCGCCGCGCCGCCGCGGGCCCUCGACGCGCUGCGCGCCUGCGGCGGCUACGAGGGCGACUGCGCGCUCCGCGAGCUCGCGGGCCCCGCGGCGUCGCUGCGCUGGGGCCCGGCCGAAUUCCGGAGCGUCCGCGUGAACCACUGCCGCGACGCCUACGCCGUCGUGCUGGCCGUGGGCGGCGCCCGCGUCGCCUACAGCGGCGACUGCCGCCCGUCCGACGCGUUCGCGGCGGCGGCGGCGCGCGGCUUCCCGGCGUCGGCGUGCGAGGUUUUGAUCCACGAGGCGACGUUCGACGACGGCGAAGUGGCGCACGCGGUCGCGAAGCGCCACUCGACGGUGAGCGAGGCGCUGGACGUGGCGAAGCGGGCCAAGGCGACGACCUGCGUGCUGACCCACUUCUCCCAGCGCUACGGCGCCAUGUCCGCGCCCGCGGCCUUCGACGGCCUGACGUUCCGCCCGGAGCACGCGGCCGCGUUCGCGGCGCGGUCGCGGCGCUGCGAGGCCUACCUGGCGGCGCGCGCCGCGGCGCGGAAGCGGCCGCUCGACGGCGACGACGACCCGCGGCCGCGGCCCGGCGCGGCCCUCGCGCGGUUCCGCGAGUCGGCGGCCGUCGCGCCCGUCGACGGCGGCGACCCGCUCGCCGCGGCGCUGCUGGCCUUCUACGGCGCCCGCGCGCCGGACCGGGUCGCGGACGUCGCCCGCGUGCUGCCGCUCUUCCGCCGCAACCCGGCGGAAUUCACGCGCAUCCCAAAGGACCUGAGCGGGCUGCCCCACGGCUUGGUCGUGCCCGAGACGCUGCGGGCGCCGGCGCACGCCGAGGCGCACGCCGCCGUCGCGCGCCACGCGGGCCGGCGGGACCUCGGCGCCGCCGGGCGCCGCGCCUGCGCGGCGCGCGCGGAGCUCCUGCGGUCGCUCGUCGCCGCGGGCGACCUCGAGGCCGCCGUGGAUCUGUCCCUCGCGGCGGACGCGGCAACGCGCGCGGCGCUGCCCGCGGGCUGCGUGCUCGAGGACCGGCCCCACGCGGGCUUCGCGGACGUCGUCACCAAGGUCCAGCGCAAGGGCAUGGACGGCGAGCGCAUCUCCCACGUCCGGCUCGCCGCGGGCGAGAAAUUCGCCAGGGUCGAGCCCGUCGGCUCGCGCGCGUUCUCGGGCUCCAUGAAGCAGGUCCCCGUCGUCGGCUUCGAGCUCAACGGCACCUUCUACCUCGCCGAGUCGGCGAUCCACUGCGACAAGGCCGCCCUCUGCGUCGGCGGCGACGGCGCCCCCGCGCAGCUCGCGAGCCUCGACGAGGCCGCGCGCGUCUCCGAGUCGUUCGCGCGCCGCGCGUCGGAGCGCCGCCUCGGCAAGAUCAAGAAGGACCCCUUCGCGUCGGGCGCCAUGGGAAGCAUGAAGCCCCUCGAGGCGAACGUUCGCCUGCCCUGGGUCGCCGUCGCGGAGGACGAGGUCACGGACUACGUCACGGGCGCCAAGUCGCUGCUCAUCGUGCCCGUGUGCUACAACGACGAGUCCUGCGACGAGUCCUGGGACUCCCUGGGCCUCAUCGCGUCGGCCCACGACGGCGACCCCUACGCCUACUUCGAGGAGGUGGUCUCCGUGCUCAACGCCUACGCGGACCAGUCGUCGUUCGGCCGCGUGAGCUUCGAGGCCACGUACGCGGACAUGGUGACGCUCGACACGGUGAGCGUGGGCCAGUGCGGCUCCAUCGACUCCAUCAACUACUGGUCCGGCGGCGACAACGCCUACGACACGCUCUCCUACCCGGUCCUCAACGACGCGGGCACCUACGGCUCCGUGCCCGAGGACUGGGACUACGUCGUCAUCAUGCUCCCGGGCUGCGACUCCCUGUCCUGGAGCGGCAUCGGCUGGGUCUCCUACCCGGGCACGGCCCAGUCCGUCUACGCCUACGACUACGACGCGUCCGUCGCCCACGAGCUCGGCCACAACUUCGGCGCGAACCACGCGUCCUACAUGACCGGCGGCGAGCGCGGCGCGGUCGCGUACGCGGACGACGAGGGCUCCUGGGUCGAGUACGGCAGCCCCUACUCGACCAUGGGCCAGGGCGACAUCGAGGACGACCUCGGCGCGUCGGCCCAGUUUUUAGCGUCGACGAAGAUGGUCUUCGACUGGAUCGACGACGACCAGGUCGAGUGGCUCGAGCCCUACGACUUCGCGGACGGUUCCGCCCAGUGCAACCCCUGCGGCCCCUACACGCUCAACCGCAUCGACGACGGCACGCUCCCCGCCGAGGGCGACGGCACCGUCGCCGUCGUCGCGCUGUCGUGCGAGGCCGCGGACACGUACUUCUUCCUCGAGCACCGCGUCACGGACACGUCGGGCACGGGCGUGCUCCUCCACUGGGCGUCCAUCGACGACACCUACGGCGGCACGGGCUACGUGUCCAACACCGUCACCGUCGACGCGCACGCGGACACGUCGUCGUGGGCCGACGCGGCUCUCUACCCCGGCGAGUCGCUCACCAUCGACCUCACGUCGUCGUCCGGCGCGUCCUACCCCGUCAUCGUCGAGGCCGUCGAGACGGACGCGGGCGCCCUCGAGGUGACGAUCACGGCGUCGGACACGGCGCCGCCGACGGUCACGCCCGCGCCGUCCACGGCCGCGCCGAUCCGGUCGCCGACGACGGAGUCCGAGUCCUGCGGCAGCGUCUGCUGCGACACGCUCAGCGGCCUCUCGAACACCUACUCCUGGAGCGACGCGACGCGCAUCGCGCGCACCGACGACGAGGACGGCUACUGCUGCUCCGAGCACUGCUCCUUCGCGAUCGUCGAGGGGUCGACGACGUACUACCUCCAGUACGUCUGGAGCAAGUACUACAUCACGGCGACGGACCCCUGCCACUCGUCGGGGAGCCUGUCCUACUACGACACCUUCCAGGUGGAGGACGUGGAGGCGGCCUGCGUCGCCGAGCCCACGGCCAUGCCGACCGACGAGCCCGACGCCGUGCCCGUCCCGACCGCCCCCCAGCCGACGCCCUACGCGCCGACGAAGACGCCGACGGCCGAGCCGUCGCCCAAGCCCACGAGCAACCCGUCCUACGGCGCGACGGCCAUGCCCACGGUGUUCGUCGGCGACCCCACGCGCACGCCCGUGUCGGCGCCGACGCCCGCGCCGUCCGCGGUGCCGUCCUACGCCUGCGGCGAGGGCCAGCACCUCUACUGGCUGCAGAAGGGCCCCUCGGAGUCCGCGGACGAGUGGGAGGCCGCGACGAUCAAGGCCUUCGUCGGCGACGGCAUCGGCCUCGGCGACCAGGCGAACACGCUCUACGACCUCACGCCCGGCGAGCACUCCGCGGGCGGCAAGCGCCAGUACCUCUGCUUCCCCAACGCCUGCAUCACGCUCUCCAUCGACUUUGGCAUGGAGGAGGACAUGCCCGACGAGGACGCCUACAUCCGCUUCGGCUCCGAGACGGGCGAGACGACGACGUUCUACUUCUCCGAGGACGCGGCCGUCGACACGCUCUUCACCUUCGUCAUCUGCUUCGCCGACGGCGCCUUUGGGAACGUGCCCACGGGCUUCCCCUCGGUCAUGCCCGCGCCCCUGCCGACGCCCGAGCACACGCUCGCGCCGACGCCGCACCCGACGCCCCGGCCGACGCCCAGACCCACGCUCUACCCGACGCUCCAGCCUUCGGACCGCCGCAUCAUCGAGGAGCCCGCGCCGACGCCCGUGCCCACGACGACCCCCGCGCCCUCGUCCUUCGUCUGCGAGGACAGCGCGACGCCGGUGCCUCGCCGCACGUCCUGGUACACGAAGAAGAGCAAGAACACGUGCGAAAAGUACGUCGCGAAGAAGGCGAAGAACUGCAAGAAGACGGACGACUUCGACGUCAAGGGCCAGGUCGCGUGCGCCCUCACGUGCGGCGAGUGCAUGCCGCCGCCGUCGCCCUACCCGUCGUCGGCGCCCACGGUCACGCUGAUGCCGACGACGCCGGCCGACGACUGCGCGGACUCGACGUCGUGGUACUGCGCGUCGCCGGCGCCCCACAAGAAGAGCAAGGACACGUGCGAGGACUACGUCGCGAAGAAGAGCAAGAACUGCAAGAAGUACGGCUUCGACGGCACCCAGGCCAAGUACGCGUGCCCCGCGCUGUGCGGCGAGUGCGAGGUCGAGGUCGACGACGCCGCGUGCGCCGACUCGACGUCCUGGUACUGCGAGAGCCGGCGUCCCGCACACAAGAAGAGCAAGGACACGUGCGCCGACUACGUGACGAAGAAGAGCAAGAACUGCAAGAAGGACGGCUUCGACGGCACGCCGGCCGAGUCGGCCUGCCCCGUGACCUGCGGCGCGUGCUAG
Molecule: messenger RNA, 5604 nt
Organism: Aureococcus anophagefferens
Lineage: Eukaryota; Pelagophyceae; Pelagomonadales; Pelagomonadaceae
Exons: 6
Coding region: 1-5604 (1867 amino acids)
Biological process (GO): mitochondrial tRNA 3'-end processing
Cellular component (GO): mitochondrion
Molecular function (GO): 3'-tRNA processing endoribonuclease activity
Source: RefSeq, a predicted model, not a curated record